Linum tenue is the source of this 5761-nucleotide messenger RNA. The record is from the annotation of a GenBank genome assembly. NCBI's taxonomy places the organism in Eukaryota, Viridiplantae, Streptophyta, Magnoliopsida, Malpighiales, Linaceae.
UCUCAACUCUCAAUCUUAGUUAAAAAUUCUCCCAAAAAACUCCCUAUCCCGCCAAUUCCCCCCACUUCCCCGCUCACCAGUCACCACCCUCAACUUCCUCUCUGCUCUUCUUUUCCCUUCCAAAAUUUAACUCCAGUUUCCCUUUCCGUCGAACCCUAGUUGAUCUGUUCAACUCGUUUCCUGUCGACUGUCAUCAUCUUGAAUUCUUCAGUUGUCCUUCUACUCAGCAGAAACCCUAAUUUCUCCACUCCCUUUUGGCCAGCCAGAAGGAAGGGGAAAGAUAAAAAACCCUAGACCGUCCGCAACCAUGCCUGCACAAAUCUCGCCGGGCAAGAUUCUCCGUCUAGAGAUGGAGAACUUCAAGUCCUACAAGGGCCACCAGAUAAUUGGCCCUUUCAAGGACUUCACCGCCAUCAUUGGCCCCAACGGAGCUGGCAAGUCCAAUUUGAUGGACGCCAUCAGCUUCGUCCUCGGUGUCCGUACCGGCCAGCUCCGCGGUGCACAGCUCAAGGACCUCAUCUAUGCUUUCGACGACCGCGAGAAGGAGCAGAGAGGCCGCAGAGCUUUCGUGCGGUUAGUCUACCAGUUAGCUAGUGGUGCGGAGAUUCACUUCACUCGAGCUAUCACGAGCGCUGGUGCGAGCGAGUACCGCAUCGAUGACAAGGUUGUCAACUGGGACGAGUAUAACAAGAAAUUAAGGUCGCUGGGGAUUCUAGUUAAGGCCAGGAACUUUUUGGUCUUUCAGGGGGAUGUUGAGUCUAUUGCAUCCAAGAACCCGAAGGAGCUGACUGCUCUGCUUGAGCAAAUUUCUGGGUCCGAGGAAUUAAAGAGGGAUUAUGAGGAUCUGGAAGAACAGAAAGCGAGGGCAGAAGAGAAAACUGCACUUGCCUAUCAAAAGAAAAGAACAAUAGUAGGUGAAAGGAAGCAAAAGAAAGCGCAGAAAGAAGAAGCAGAGAAGCACAAUCGCUUGCAAGCUGAACUGAAAUCUGUGAAGAGAGAGCAUUUCUUAUGGCAGUUGUUCACCAUAGAUAAUGACAUUACAAGGAUAAAUAAAGAACUUGAAGCUGAAACAAAGAACCGUCAAGAUGUUAUGGAGGAACUCGAGAGGUUUGAACACGAAGCUGAUAAAAAGAAGAAGGAGCAGGCUAGGUACCUGAAAGAGCUUUCCAACUGUGAAAAGAAGAUCCAUACGAAAAGCCUUAAGCUUGAAAAACAUCAACCUGAGCUUCUGAAAUUAAAUGAGGAAAUGACACGGUUAAGGUCAAAAAUUAAGAGCACCAGCAAGGAUCUUGAUAGGAAAAAAGAAGAACGGAAGAAACACGAGAGUGAGGUAAAAGAACUACAGCGUGGCAUACAGGAUCUGGCAGCAAAACUGGAUGAUCUGAACGAGAGAAGUCGAGACAGUAGCGGCAAACUUCCUUUGGCUGACAGUCAACUGACCGACUACUUCCAGAUCAAAGAAAAAGCUGGGAUGGAAACUAGCAGGCUUAGGGAUGAAAAGGAGGUAUUGGACAGGCAUCAACAUGCUGAUAUGGAAGCUGAGAAGAAUUUGGAAGAGAAUCUUCAACAGUUGAGAAAUCGGGAGCAGGAACUUGAUUCACAGAAGGAGCAAAUGCAAGCAAAACUUAAAAAUACUGUUGACACUUCUGCUAGCCGUAAAACUGAACUGACAGAUCUGAAAGAAAAACUGCGGGGGAUACGAGAUAUGCAUCAGGAAACCAAGAACAAGCAUCAGAACUUGAAGUCCAAGAUCGGCGAGAUAGAUAGCCAAUUGCGUGAAUUGAAAGCUGAUAGAAAUGAAAACGACAGGGAUGCUAGGUUGUCCCAAACAGUUAAGACUCUUGAACGCCUUUUUCAAGGAGUUCAUGGACGUAUAAUUGAGCUCUGUAGGCCGACCCAAAAGAAAUACAACCUGGCUCUCACCGUAGCUAUGGGCAGAUUUAUGGAUGCUGUGGUUGUUGAGGAUGAAAAUACAGGGAAAGAAUGUAUCAAGUAUUUGAAAGAGCAAAGGCUUCCCCCUAUGACAUUUAUACCCCUUCGGUCUGUCCGUGUAAAGCCAAUUACCGAAAGGCUGCGUACUUUAGGGGGUUCUGCGAAGCUCGUCUUUGACGUGAUCAACUAUCCUUCUGCCCUGGAGAAGGCUAUACUCUUUGCGGUUGGCAAUACUAUGGUCUGUGAUGACCUUGAUGAAGCCAAAAAACUUGGAUGGGAAGGGAAGGGAGAGAGACUUAAAGUUGUAACUGUAGAUGGGACUCUCCUCACAAAGUCUGGCACAAUGACUGGCGGUACUAGUGGCGGGAUGGAGGCAAGAUCAAAGCAAUGGGAUGAUAAAAAGAUUGAGGGAUUGAAGAAGAAGAAAGAGCAGUUUGAGUCUGAACUAGAAGAGCUAGGGUCACUUAGGGAAAUUAUUCAGAUAGAGUCUGAAGCGUCUGGCAGGAUCAGUGGUCUUGAAAAGAAAAUCCAGUAUGCAGAGAUUGAGAAGAAAAGUAUUGAGGACAAGCUUGAGAACUUGAAAAAAGAGAAGCAAAUUAUUGGAAAAGAAAUUCGUCGUCUAAAUCCUGAAUUGCAGAAGUUGAAAGGUACUAUUGGCAGCAGAGGUAAUGACAUUAGGGAGUUGGAGAAAAGAAUAAAUGAGAUAGUUGAUGGGAUUUACAAGGACUUCAGUAAUUCUGUUGGUGUGGCAAACAUACGUGAAUUUGAAGAGAACAAUCUCAAGGCUGCCCAACAUGUUGCUGAAGAAAGGCUUAGUUUAAGCAACCAGCUGUCAAAGUUGAAGUAUCAAUUGGAGUAUGAGCAAAAGCGGGACGCAAAUGCAAGGAUUAGAAAGCUGGAAUCUUCUCUAGGUAAUUUAAAGAAUGAAUUGAAAAAUGCUGAGAAAAGAGAGGUUGAUGUCAAGUCAGCUACGGAGGACAUGACGAGUGAGAUUAAUAAGUUGAAGGAAGAAGUUCAAGAUGCAUCUUUAAAUGUGCUAAGUUCGAACUCCCUAAUCCUUGUAGAGUGGAAGUCCAAAGCAGAAAGUUGUGACAAGGAUAUUCAGGAAUGGAAGAAGCAGGCUUCAUCUGCUGCUACAAGUUUGUCGAAGCUUGGCCGUCAGAUAAGCUCCAAGGAGGCACAGAUUGAGCAACUCUUGUCUCGGAAGCAAGAUAUUGUGGAGAAGUGUGAAUUGGAGCAUAUCAGCCUCCCAAUUAUUUCGGAUCCCAUGGAUACUGAUUCGUCAAUUCCGGGCCCAUUCUUUGAGUUUAGUGAGCUGCAUAGAACUCUUCUUCAAGAUAAGGGGACUUCAGACAGAGAGAAGAUCGAUCUGGAAUUCAAGCGAAAAAUGGAUUCCUUGAGAUCUGAAAUAGAUAGAACUGCUCCAAACUUGAAGGCUCUGGAGCAGUAUGAGGCUUUGCUGGAGAAGGAAAGAGAAGCAUCUGAAGAAUUUGCCACUGCCAGCAAGGAGGAGAAUCAGGCCACCAAAGCAUAUAACUCGGUUAGGCACAAUAGACAUGAGUUAUUCAUGGAAGCUUUCAACCAUAUAUCAAAAGUAAUUGAUAAGAUCUACAAGCAAUUGACGAAGAGUGGCUCGCAUCCCUUGGGUGGAACUGCGUAUUUGAACUUAGAGAAUGAAGAUGAGCCUUAUCUACAUGGUAUCAAAUACACUGCUAUGCCUCCAACCAAACGUUUCCGAGAUAUGGAACAGCUGUCUGGUGGGGAGAAAACUGUUGCAGCACUGGCUUUGCUUUUUUCCAUCCACAGCUAUAGGCCGUCGCCAUUUUUCAUAUUGGAUGAGGUUGAUGCUGCGCUGGAUAACUUAAAUGUCGCCAAGGUAGCUGGUUUCAUUCGUUCAAAAUCAUGUCAAGCAGGGACUCGGGUGGAUCAGGAGCACGAUGGUUCUAACCUUAACAUGGAAAGCGACGGUGAGAGUGGCAGUGGUUUCCAGAGUAUAGUGAUCUCUCUGAAAGACAGCUUUUAUGACAAGGCCGAAGCUUUGGUGGGAGUUUACCGUGAUGCAGAUAGAGGCUGCUCGAGAACUCUGACAUUUGACCUGACUGGAUAUCGAGAGUCAUCAGGAUUGCUAACCCUUCUUCAGGAUUCAACAAUGGAUAAGAAAUGUGAGAGGAAAUCACAGGACACAUCAGAAGAAGCAGAAGAAGAAGAGAAUGACGAGGAGGAGGAAGAAGAAGAACAAGAAGACGAGGACAUCGAUGAAUAUACAAACGCAGUCGUCACCAACGAAAGCCAAGACGAAGAGAUUUGUACGUAUUGCGACGAAGAUGCAGGAAUCGACAAGGAAUGCGAGAGCCCGAAGGAUCCUGUGGAGUACAAGAUGCGGAAGAAACGAGCAUUGCUGAAAUUCAAGACCCUGGUGGAGGAUGCAAUUUGUAAGAAUUACCUCGUAGACAAGCCCAAGAAACUCCUCCUCUCCUCCUGCAGGAAGAGCAAAAGGAAUGCCAAGGAGCAGCAACAGCAGCUGCGGGAGGACAUUUCCCUCUGGGGGGUUCCUCUGCUUCCAAGCAGAGACCACGAAGGCACCGAAAUCGUGCUGCUCAAAUUCCUCAAGGCCAACAACUACAAGGUCCGCUCGGCUUUCUACAUGCUUCGCAAGGUCAUGAAAUGGCGCAAGGAGUACGGGACAGACUCGAUCCUCGACGAGGAUCUCCUGACCCGCGACAACGACGAGCUGAAGGACGUUGUCCAUACGGGCAGCACGGACAAGCAAGGCCGCCCGUUGUAUUACACGGUGUACGGGGCGUUCAAGGACAAGGCUCUGUGCACCAAAGUUUUGGGCACGGAAGAGAGCCGCGAGAAUUUCCUGAGGCUCAAGGUCCAGAACCUGGAGAAGAGCAUCAAGCAGCUGAGCUUCAAGUCCGGCGGGGUCGAUUCGAUCGUCCAGAUCACCGAUCUGAAGAACUUCCCUGCACCCAUGAAAGAGCUCAGCUCUAUUAGCAAGAAGAUCGUCACUUUGUUCCAGUCCAACUAUCCGGGAAUCAUCAACAAGAAUAUACUGAUCAAUGUUCCAUUCUGGUACUACACAUCGCGAGUUGUCACCAAGAAGCUGAUGAACCCAAGAGCAAGGAAGAAGUUCAUCCUAGCUAGGCCUUCAAAUGUAACGCAGACCCUUUCGAAGUACAUACCAAUAGAGCAAGUCCCCGCUCAAUAUGGUGGUCUGAAAAGGGAUAACGAUGUCGAGUUUUCCCCAGAGGACAAAGCGCUGGAGCAUAGGAUCAGAGCAAAUGCAGUCGGCCAUGUUAACAUUCCAGUUACUGAGAGUGGGGUGAUGAUUGUAUGGGAUUACACUGUAGUUGGAUGGGAUGUGAGUUUCAAGGAACAGUUCAUUCCUGACGACGAAGGCUCUUAUACCAUCCUGAUAAGGGGCGGCAAGGUGAAAAGACCCACGGAAAAUGCUAGAAACUCGUACUACAUCAGUGAGCCAGGGAAGAUUGUUAUAACAGUCGAGAGUUCUUCAUAUGCCAGGAAGAAAGUAUACUAUCGAUUCAAAACCAAACCGAUUUCGGCCGAGCAGUUCUUUCUUGGCGCGGAUGCUGCAACCACUGCAUGAACUUGGAUCCAACAUUCUUUGUACAUCUUCUGGCAACUGAGGAUGAUAAAGAAAAUUUGCCAACUCAUACAUUGUCGUCGUAGAAAUACUUAAUCCUGACAAACUUGCUAUUAUAGAAUGACUGUUUAUGUAGUAUGAUGAGUCAAAUUUUGUGGCAGACAAAAUACAAUCAUAUACUAUAACAUUGGCCUUUCUGACAAUCAAUAAUUAUAAUCUGAG